Molecule: messenger RNA, 1083 nt
Organism: Adineta steineri
Lineage: Eukaryota; Metazoa; Rotifera; Eurotatoria; Adinetida; Adinetidae
Source: the annotation of a GenBank genome assembly
AUGAAUAUAAAUGAUAAAAAAAAACGUAAAGUUACGUUCGAAGAAAUAGAUGAAGAACAUAAAAAAGCAAAAAAAACUGUUCCACAAGAUACACGUUUACAUAGUGGCAAAUAUACAUUAGAUAGUGAUGAAGACGAUGAUGAUGAACAAGCAAAUGCAAAUGAAAUGAAUCAAAAUGAACUUGAUGAUAUCGGACAAGAAGGUGCAACAAUUGGAUUUGAUGAUGAUGUGAAAAUUACACCAUUUAAUAUUGACGAAGAAUUAGAAGAUGGACAUUAUGAUGAAACAGGAUGUUUUCAUUGGAAAAAGAAAGAUAAAGAAGAAGUUCACGAUGCAUGGCUCGAUGAUAUUGAUUGGACAAAUGUUAAAAAUUAUAAAUUAAAAAAUCCUCAAGCGACCGAUGAAGGCCUUGAUGAUCCAGCAAAAGAUAAUUUAUCUGACGAUGAUAAAGCAGAUGAUAGUAAUGAAUUUAAUGAAAUAAAAAUUAUUCAAUCAAUGCUUUCAAUUAUGCAACCUGGUGAAACAGUUGUUCGUACAAUAAAACGACUUGGAGCAAUUCUAUCAACUAAUAAACCAAAACAACAGGGAAAACAACGAAAAUUACUUCCCGGUGAAAUUCCAAAAUCAACAACUAUCGAACAAACACCUGAAGAAUUAAAAAAAAAUAAACUUUUACUUGAAGAGAUGUCUGGUUGUGCUGAUCAAUUUGUAUCUAAUGGUGAAAUUGAUAUUUAUCAAGAAACAUAUGAACGUCUUAAAUCAAAGCUUGAUCGUUCUCAAACAUCAACUACUUCAAAAGCAACAACAGAUUCAUCAUUUGAUAUGUAUGGUGAUAGUGAUGUAACUUCAUCUACAAAUAAACCAGCAUCAACUAAUACAAAUGCUUCAUCAGAAGUUCUUUGGGAAUAUACAACAGAUGAAAAUUCAGCUGACAAUCUUCAAGGUCCAUUUACCACUGAACACAUGAUACGUUUAACAAAUAUGGAAGGAAAAUUAGAUAAAAAUAUUGUACGUUGUCGUCGUGUUGGUACGCAACAAUUUUAUUCCAUAAAACGUAUUGACUUCGAUCUUUAUCUUGAUUAA